Messenger RNA from Lolium perenne, 555 nucleotides. Lineage: Eukaryota; Viridiplantae; Streptophyta; Magnoliopsida; Poales; Poaceae. The record is from RefSeq and is a predicted model, not a curated record.
AUGGUUAUAGGCGUGGUAGAGGAGGAGCACGAGGUCGUGCUACUUGUGGGCGCGGGGGAGGAGCAGCACGAGGUCGUGAGCGUGGCGGGGCGACGGAGCAGCAAACCAUGCUGCUACUCCCCACCGGUAGCCGGAGCUCGGGCUCGCCGCACGGCAGCGGGAGCCUAUGGUGACGUGGCGGCGAUAUCUAGGGUGUGCGGCGAAGGUGUCCACGUGGACCGGCGAUGGGGUGUGCGGUGGUUGGGCGACAGCGAUGGGAUGGACACUGGCAUCGGGCGCAAGCGGCGGCGCCUCGGGCGUGGUCGCCAUGGAGUUGGGGCAGCGCUGCUCUCUCUAUGUCGCGUGCAGAAGGACGGCGUCGGCGGCCUCCAGGUACUCAUGGAGGACGAAAAGCUACAGCCGGUCUGGGUGGACGUACCCGCCGUGGCCGGCGCGCUCAUCGUCAACAUCGGCGACUUCCUGCAGUUGAUGUCCAAUGACAAGUUCAAGAGCGUGGAGCACCAUGUGGUGGCCAAGAGCGUCGGACCUCGGAUCUCCAUGGCGUGCUUCUUCUAG